AUGGCUCGACUUCGAGCAUUUGUGACAGCCCUCGUUCUCUUUCUUUUUUUUCCUCACAAUGUCCGAGGGGAUAAUAAUUCUUUAACCGAGCUCACGAAGCUGCCUUCUUGUGGUCUCGAUUGCUUCAUGGCUACUACUCCGAAUACAACGUGCGGUCCGGCAGACCUAAAUUGCAUUUGCACUGAUUCGACUUUCCAAACCUUGGCAUCUCAGUGUAUUCAGAGCAAGUGUACAAUACGCGAGACUUUUGAGAUCAAGAAGAUCGAAGACGAAGCCUGCGAUCGACCUACUCGAAGCCGGAAAGGUUUCCUACUGAUACCCCUAGCAGCCGAGAUACCUGCUUGGGCAUGUCCUUGGGUCCAUCUUUACUCGAGGUUAACCACCAGCAACCGAUUAGAAGUUGGUGACUGGAUAAUAAUUGUUGUUGGGAUACUGUACAGCGCAUUCAUGGUGCUAGGACAAUACGUUGGUCAAAGGUCUUUUGGUGUUGACAUAUGGACUUUAAAUCCAGAUGCCUUAACCAUGUCAUUCAAGCUGUUCUAUGUGAACGAGUCCUUCUACGUAGUAACUUUGUGCUUAUGCAAAGUUUCUAUACUCUUCUUUUACCUGCGGACUUUUCCUAGUCGAAAAUUUCGCUUAGCCGUAAACGGCGCCUUACUAUUAACAAUCCUUCCUACCUUCGUAAUUAUGUUUCUACAAAUAUUCCAGUGUAUUCCGAUUGCAUACAUCUGGGAGGGCUGGCAGAAGCCAGAUUACGUUGGCUACUGUUUGAACCUCAAUCAUCUGACCUUCAUCUCAACUGGGUUCAGCAUCGUCCAAGAUUUAGUCAUUCUUAUCCUCCCUCUUCCUUCUUUAUUCCAACUCAACAUUAAUAUUCGGGACAAGAUUGGGUUGGUCUUCAUGUUCAGCUUCGGCCUCUUCGCCACGGCCAUCUCGUGUCUCCGAACUCUCUACAUCAUAAAGUUCGACCGCUCCAACGCCAACCCCACAUGGGAAUAUGUCGAUCUCAUAGUUUGGACCGGCCUCGAGGUAGCCGUUGCCCUCAUUGUGGCGUGCCUACCAGCCAUUUGGGUUCUCCUGAAGCGGUCCGUCCCGUGGCUUGCUGGCUCGGAUCGCAGUGGAUACAUAAAGACACCGAGCAGGACAGAUGUCGAUUCCGUAGGCACGAGGAGGCCAAUAACCAAGGGCGACAUACGACAUUUGGUCAUGCCCCACGAUAGCCAUGAUAGAAAAGAAGACGGGGCGAUGGCUGAGUUAGCACCACCGCCAUCGGCAGCACAUGCAAAUUACUCGCCGAGGCAUAGUCCGCUAAGAAGAUAUGGAAGCUCCCCGACUUUGGGCUCCGGUAUUUUGGCUAUGAAUCGGCCAAAAAGCAUUGGUACGAACACGAUUGGGUCGGGUUUGUCUAGCUACCACGAAAACAAUCACUUUUGA
Molecule: messenger RNA, 1434 nt
Organism: Clonostachys byssicola
Lineage: Eukaryota; Fungi; Ascomycota; Sordariomycetes; Hypocreales; Bionectriaceae
Source: the annotation of a GenBank genome assembly